Messenger RNA from Canariomyces notabilis, 417 nucleotides. RefSeq lists its product as uncharacterized. The record is from RefSeq and is a predicted model, not a curated record. Lineage: Eukaryota; Fungi; Ascomycota; Sordariomycetes; Sordariales; Chaetomiaceae. The coding region runs from base 1 to 417 and encodes 138 amino acids. The transcript has a single exon.
AUGGGUCUCAACCUAAUCGACCGCAUCCAAGCCAAGAUCGAGCUCUUCCGGCUCGAGCAGCGCUACACGCGCCGGCGCCACCGCCGCUCGACCUUUGUGUCUAACGCCAUCUACGUCGACGGCGAGUACAUCUACCAAUCGCCCAACACGACAGGGUCGUCGGCCAACACGAGCAGGACCGUCGACUCGCGCAUUACUACCACCACCACCCCCUCGGUCGUCACCAGCCCGUCUCCGACAACCCCCGCCCCCGCCGCCAUCGACGCAAAAGCGCAGAAGCGGCUUAAUCGGUGGUCGUCUAUGCCCGGUUUCGGGUCAGGGUCAUCAUCCGCUGCGUCCAAGUUCCCCAGCAUGCCGGCUGUCUCGGAAGCGCAGGAAUGGAGGAAGAAGAGGGUUAGCUUUCACGAUGAGCGGUGA